Prorocentrum cordatum is the source of this 5700-nucleotide messenger RNA. NCBI's taxonomy places the organism in Eukaryota, Dinophyceae, Prorocentrales, Prorocentraceae. The record is from the annotation of a GenBank genome assembly.
GCGGUAGCAGGGCAGAAGGAGAACCGGUGCGCCCUGGCCGACAGGGUGGGCGCACACGGUUUCUGGAACGCGCUGGCAUAUCGUAGCGAGCUGCUCAAGAAGGACGGCGUGUCGGACCCGUGCCUCGACUUGGGGACUCUGGCAAACCUCAUCAAGCCAGAGGCGGCUACCGCGUUCACGAGGCUGGACUUCCCGCAGGCCUGCGCGGCGCUCAGCAGUCCCACGCGAGCAGCAGGCAUGCCGCCCCGCAUUUCGGGAGAGGCUAUUUACCUGCAUGCCACCCACGGUGUACCAUGUGCCACGUGGCACCGGCCAACGCCCACCAAGACAUGGGCUGGUAAGAUCGCAGCGAACAUGGACGAGGGCGAACGGGUAUACAAAGACAUCGAGCACCUCAUCUCCACUGACUCCACCAUGGCGCUCGUCAGCACCAAGGGGAAAUCUGCGCUGUCCAGCGCUCUCAAGGAGCAGCUGACCAUGCAUUCACAUGGGUGUCAGACCAGUGUUCGGGGUGGCGAGACCCUGGACGACAUAAAGGUCUCACUACGCUCCAUGAGGCGGGCUACGGCGUGCCCGACCCGCUGCAGGGUCAUCGCGUGGAACGGCAACGAGUUAUGCGACCACAGAGACAACCGUCGGCGAGUCAAAGGUGCCCGACGCGGAGACAACCCUCUCCAAUACGAUGAGUUGGAACGUCAGGCCCUAUCCAUGAUGGACGACGUCGUGGAUGAGCAGGCGCAUAUUGCUGAGACAACAGGAGCCAUGCUCGUCAUAUUGGUAAUGGGCGACGGCCAGAGCUGGAGGCAUCCCAGAGGCAGCGCUGGGAGGCGAAUCUGGGACGCACUUGCCUCCCGAAUCCUGGCGCGGGGGCAAAACAGGAUCAACAUCUACCAGAAAGCGGGCCAGAAUCCAAAAAUGCUGAUACUCCGAGGCUCCGGGCUCUAUCACAAGGGCCAGCACCCGACCGGCGACGACUGGCACUUCCUGCCGGGCGGGGAGAACCACACUUACGCGGCCACGCGUGCGAAGUACAUCAUGGAUGCCGCCACGAUCUGCCACGAGCUGUGCCGCCCCACCUUCGACAUCAAGGCACCACAGAGCGAAAUCAUAGUCCAUGACCACCAGACGGUUCAUUACGAGCUCAUGCUCAUCAGCCGUGACAGGGAGGUGGAUUUAAAGGAGUUCCACUUGACAGAGCAAUUCUACGAGAAUGAGAAGUGGAUGGCCAGCGAGUACCUGGCCCCGAGGCGGCUUCACACCACGAACCUAGAGAACGUCUCCUGCGCAGCCCUCUUUGACUGGCGCACGGCGCCAUUGUCCGAGCACGAAUCAUAUUCCGUGCUUGAGAUUCUUUUCCUUCUACCUGAUCCCGUCCAUGACCGCAUCAGGCGAGGCCAAUGGGAGACUUACUCCCAUGCUUCGGACAUCCGCAAGCUCCAUGCUUUUCUCAACGCUGGUGCAUUCCUUCCGCCCAAGGAGAAGUGGAACAUGAGGGUCAAGACAGACCAGAAGGCGAAGGAUAGAGGCUACGCAGAAGGCGUCUACGCCCUCCGUGACACCGAGUAUCUCCACAUGAACCAGCAACAGUAUAGCCAUGCCACUGAGCUGCGGGAUGAUGGGAGUUUAGUCACUAUGGUCGACUACAAGGCUCUGGUUGACCCUGCACCCGACCUGGAGGAAGGGAAUCCGAAGUGGCGGAUAGCACAGGCGAUCGACGAAGCGAUGCGUCAGGAGGCGCCCCGUUCCGCACACGCGCAGGCCAUGGUCCGGCGCGCAGCACGCGCAGAAUUCCACUCGCAGAGGCAGGACAAGAUCCAAGCUGAGCCGGGAGAGAUAUCAGGAGGAACACACAUCGAAUUCCUCCGGGUAAAGGAUUGGCAGUACGGCGAACUGUACGCGAGCGGCCUGAUAACGGAUCAGUUCGACCAGCCCAUCCACAUAGCCCAUGGCUUCCAGGAUAUCAUGACCCCUCUUUCGCAGGCUGGCCUGCCAGGUGAGCGCCCGCCGCUUCGAAGCAUGAAGAUGGACAUGUCGAUGCCCAGGGUCUCGGACCUCGACUGGCAGGACUUCCCAUCCCAGAAGAAGGAGGAGGAGAUCACCAGGAAACCCGAAGAGCCUGCUGCGGACCAUGUCCCAGGCAGCGUCGAACCCGAAGGACCGAAGAGGUCCAAGAGCGUCAUCCGCCGCGGCGGUCGUGAGCUCAUGCUCGCCGAAGCAGCAGGGGAUUGGCGCGAAAGACAAUCGGGUGGGAGGCGCUCUGGCUGGGGAAAUAUCGGGCAUGCGGGCUUCGAUCGCUCGUUCACGGCUAACUCCCGGGUGCGCUUCGAGUUCCCCGACGGGAUGCCCAACGAUCAACAGCCUGAUCCUCGAGACGGGGCGCCCGAGUACCAGCCGCCGCCGUCGCCAGACGAGGCCUUCGUCUCCAUUCGCCGCAAGUAUGUGCGAGCCUCGCCCGCGGCGGCCCUAGCCCAGCAGGAAAGGCAAUACGAGAAGUGGUGGCGGGAGGAGAUUAUGAACAACCUCGACUCUGAAUCCGGCUCCGAGAUUGAUGAAGAGGACGGCUCAGAUAGAGACGAAGAGGACGAAUCCAUGGGGAUUGCGGGGUCAUGCGAGGUCAGCAAUGCUGAUGAUUCACAAGAAGAAGUGAAAGAAAAGUCAUCGGAUGGAGCCGGCCACGCAGGCACCCCAUUGAUACAGAUCGACCCCGAGACAAAAUCAUAUGAUGAGAUGCAGGGCUCUCCGUUCGACAUUGAAUACUUCUUGUUCGAAGGAACCCUGCCGCUCCCCAAGAAGCAGCAGAUCUCAGCAGGCAAAUUCAGACGGCUUCACGAGGAAUCCGAAUGCCAAUUGGACCUCGAGGAGCUCAAUUUGGAGCACGAAGAGCUGACCUACAUCGGUUUCCUUCCCAAUGAGCGACGCCGCAUCCUUUUGGCAACGGACGGUUUCAUCAGGGAGAACCUGAAGGCGAUUUCGCCCCCUCGUGCUCGCUACGUCGACGAGCUCCACAAUAAUGGACCAGUACUCCCGCGUCAACGAGCCGGCCGAACGAUCACCAGUGACAGGCUGUCCGUGUACGCAGAUUGCGUGGCCGACCCGCUCCUGGAGCAUUUAAGGCGGCUGAGUCCCAAUGAGCGCGGCAGGGUGGAGAGCUACCUCAGGGCCCGCUACAACACCAUUGAGAGCGCGAGUUUGCCUGGCCCGGACCAUGACCUGGCGCCGAUAUACCCGCACCUGCGUUCCAGGCUCUAUGCAAGUGCAAGCGAGUUGGGUCGAGAUGAAGCCCUGCGGCUAGGAGGAUUAGUGAUUCACCUGCUCCGCCACAGCACGGCCCACGUGCUAAGCUCAGGAGAAUGGGUGGACGUCGACGUGCUGAUUCGCACGCUGAAGCACGUCGGCUACGACCGCGCGUGGUCCAGAUUUCUCCACGCCAGAUCGAUGCUCGACUCGAAGGACAUCCAGAUACUCGGCGUUGAAAUGGACGCAGCAGCGGAAGGCCCAACAUCCCGCCCCAUGGACUGGGAUGACAGCUUCGCCGAGAUCGCUCUCAAGGGGGUUGGCGCAACGGACACCGCUGACGACCCCAACGCGGCUCUUGGGGACAGCGACGGCGAGCAGAUGUUCAUGGUUCCUGCCGUUCGUCCCCUUCUCGUUCACUCUGUGCAUGGUGACUCCCUGAGGGUCAUUUCUCCUUACCGACGCAACGCGCGGCACGAUCCGAACAUGAGCGACAAGCACGGGGCGCUCCUGCUACCGAUGGAUUCCACGGACGUUCGGCAAAUCCAGUGCGGCGAGGUGGCUCUAUUGCUCGAUGCAGCCGCAGGACUACGUCAAUACGGAACCGUGGCAUUCACAGUUGCCCUCUCACCGCACGCGAAGAUGAUCCAUGAUCUGAACGCGGUAGAGGUGACGUACUUCGCCACUCUGAGCCCGAGGCAUGUCGAGGCUCACCCGCACUGGGUACUGCCAUCGGGUCAGAUUUUCACAGACCGCAUUCCUCAAAGGAAAGACAUUUGGCAGAUCUUCGCGGUACUGGAAGCCCCCGAUGACAAGUUCAUGCGGCACGUUGACUAUGACCGGCGCCUCACCAUGCUGCAGGUUGCCCCCACACCGCACACGGGGUGCGUUGACUACCUGGAGCCGGGCCAGCGGAUCGUGAACCAUGUCUCCGAAGACAGGUUGAACGCUGUCUCGUGGCAGGGUGUCAAAGAAACCCCCACCUGGGACGACGACAUGCGCCUCGUCUGCCAUCUGGGGCACAAGACCCUCUACGGCAUGCUGGCCUGCGGCGCGUGUCAGGAAGAGCCUCCCUACGAGGCGCUCCAGAAGCAGCCCAAGAGGCUCCAGCCUGCAGUGGAUUGGAGACAUGUUGGGAUGCAGAAGGUGCGCGAGGGAAAAAGAUACAAACUGGCGCGCAGAUGGCUGCGCUAUCAGGAGUACCGCGGCCAGAGACCCACCGGCUAUCGCGCCACUUGCCCGUCGUGGAAAUUGUGGGCAUACCUGUCUCGCUAUGUCGACCUGACCGACAAGAACACGGACAUGGGCAUCCUCAACAUCUUCGACUGGGACAUCGCAGACCCUGACGCCCGCGAGAAGUUCGAGCCUGGCGCGGGAUGGGACGCCUGGAGCACCGACAACCGAGAUGACCUGCCAACGGACCUCUGGGACCUCUGGUCACAGAUUGAGGACGAGCUAGACACGCACUGGCCCCCUAAGGAGGAUCUGGCGGACUACGAAGAGGAGGACAGAGACGACGAGGACAACGCCCCGAGGGACCAAGUCCACACCUCGGCCUCGGUCUGGCCAUCUGCCGCUGCCCAUGGCAAGCGCGGCAGAUCCCGCAGCUGCACGAUGCAAUCACAGACAGGAGACGCGUCUCGGGCAUUCGGCGGCAACGCCAUGCGCAAGAGUGACAAGUCGCGUGCCCCAGAGCGCAACGCCCACAACCCAGCCGACCUGCUGCGCCUAGGGAGGAUACGCGAGCUGCGGUUCGACCCGCCUGACUUCUGCGUCUACGACCCCGACUCCCCCUCGCAGAAGGCGAAGUGGAUGUCGGGGCAGGUCUACAGAGUGGCCAUCGAGCUCACCAAGGACUUCGCGUGGACUGAUAUUAACCCAGAGAUCGCGGAUGAGGACGCCAUGCGGACUCAUCUUGCGGAGGUCGGUCGGUACCGAGCUAGCUUGGUGAGUGGAAUUCACCUCCUGAACGCUCGUCGUGACAUGCUGGACUUGGCCCACCGCGACUUGCAUCUGGAUCGAGAAGACGCGCUGCCGAUCUCAAUCGACGCCCACAAGAUCGAGGCGCGCAUGCAGUACCUGCAGCAAGCGGAGGCCAGGGCGCUCAGGCAUGGCAUACGCAUGACGCCGGACACCUUCCAGCACGCCGCGGUCGAGAGGUGGCCACAGCACGUGCACGAGGCAGCUGCGCAUGCCCUUACCAUUUGGGGACAGCACGCCGCGGAGACGGGCAAGGGCAAGCGCGCCCGCGCAGUGGCGGAGGAUCGCACGGCGCCCCCGCCUUUGGCAAAGGCGCGGCCAUGCCGCUACACUGACGUGCGCGAGCCGGGAGCGGGCAAAGGCGACCGCGGCAAGGGCGGUCGCGAUAGCUGGGGAGACCGCCGCGGCGACGGCUGGGACUGGCCCUUGCGUCGCGGCAACGGCUGGGACUGGUACACGCACCAUAAGCCCAUGGCGACAUGGUGA